Molecule: messenger RNA, 2681 nt
Organism: Brachypodium distachyon (stiff brome)
Lineage: Eukaryota; Viridiplantae; Streptophyta; Magnoliopsida; Poales; Poaceae
Product: probable indole-3-pyruvate monooxygenase YUCCA10
Exons: 4
Coding region: 1305-2459 (384 amino acids)
Molecular function (GO): monooxygenase activity; flavin adenine dinucleotide binding; NADP binding
Source: RefSeq, a predicted model, not a curated record
AUGGAAAUCAAUCCGAACCCAAAUAAAAAAUCUCGGUAUCAAUCUCAGUAUGGAAAUUAAUCCAAUUGAAAAAUCAAUGUCCAGACUUCGCCUCCACCAGUUCGUGCUUGAUACACUUUCCGUUGUUUCGUAGCAUCGCACGGGUUUCUUUGCUAGUACAUGUAAUAUUUCAACGGGCAUUGAGAAACGGACAGAGUAGUUUUUUUAGAGGACACUACACAAGUGGGUGCUUGGAGCUGCCAGGUCUCAAUCCAUUUUUGGGCCGUCCAACGCAUUCAUGGUGGGCGAAGCACUGGGCAGCAUCCUCUCAUCUCUUACAAACAAGGCAAAAAUCCUGCAGGCCUCAUCUCCUAAUCCAGUUAUCUACCGUACGGCCACGGAUCGGGCCUAAUAUGGUUCAUGUCCCACAUCUGUUUGGGUCAUCACAGAUUAUGGCCCAAAAAUGGACCGUGGGUCUAAUCCAGUCAUGAGUCAUCGCUAUCCCUAGAGACUUAAAUUGCUGAAACAGGCUAGUCAAUGUUGGAAGGGAAGAUGCCAUGUUUUUUCAUGUUAUUGAUUUUGAUAUAUAUUUUUUCUUUUUUUUUCUGCCAUGGUUGUCACGUGUAUGAAUCCGUCAAUACAUUGUCUCUAAAAUUGGUUCCAGUGAGUUAAGAAUAAAACAAAUAGUUUGUCCAAGAACAGCCGUUGAUCCAGCUCCAGACGUUCUCUUGGGUUGGCCCUGCCCACGCUGACUCGUAGUCGUAGCCUUAUCCUAUCGAGAUUAAGAUUAAUGAAUAUAGCGAAAGAAAGGAAAGAAACAUACUGAAAAAAUUAUCUUUGAACAUAUCCUAAUCAGCUUUAAUUUUAUACUCCUUUCGUGCCAUAUUAAAUGUCAGGCUUUUGUCUAAAUAUGUAUAUACCUAUACAGUAAAACGUUUUCUAGAUACGAGAGAGUAACAAAGAAAGAAAGAAAACCAUUAAGAAACAAAUAAAGUAUUGCUAAGUAUAUCUGAAUCCUACAUUGGGAAUUUUGCCAGGUUAGUUAUACAAUUGUAACCGAGUUUCUUUCCUAUUUUUCUUUAGAACAAGGCAUUUAUAUACCAGCAUUUUUGGAUACCAAGUUAAUGACGCUAAACCUCACGUUUUUUUCAAUCUCAUAAUGUGAAACAAUCCCAAAAUAACGAAAACAUGGAAUUUACCAGUAUAUAUAUGGCCCAUAUGUUGAGUGGUCAUCCAUCAUUCCAUCAAGGAAGAAGAAAUAUAUCUCUACUUACAAACCUACCAAGGUAAACUAUCCCACACCUCAAACUCUUUUUGUUCUUGCAAUGGAAGAGGUUGUAGUUUUGAUUGUCGGCGCUGGGCCUGCAGGCCUCGCAACAGCAGCAUGCCUUAGCCAAUUAUCCAUCCCCUAUGUCAUCGUAGAGCGAGAGAGUUGUAGUGCGUCACUAUGGCGCAACCGCGCAUAUGAUCGUCUGAAGCUGCAUCUUGCCAAAGAGUUCUGUGAGCUACCACACAUGUCUUAUCCACUAGAUGCACCUACAUACAUACCAAAAAACCAGUUUGUCAAGUACUUGGAUGAUUACAUUGAGCGUUUCAAUAUUCAACCCAAGUACCUCACUGUUGUUGAGUCAUCCACAUAUGACAAUGAUGGAAAAUUUUGGUCCGUCAUGGUGCGUGAUAUGACGAGGUGCGUAGUAGUCAAUUACAUGGCUAAGUUUCUUGUUGUGGCAAGUGGUGAGAAUAGCGCCGUGAAUAUUCCAAUGUUCCGUGGACAAGAAACCUUUCCAGGUGUGGCCAUCCACUCAUCAAGCUAUAAGUCAGGUGGCAGUUACUCUGGGAGGAAUGUGUUGGUCAUUGGAUCUGGCAACUCUGGGAUGGAGAUUGCUUACGACCUUGCGACUCAUGGUGCAAACACCUCUCUUGUUAUACGAAGUCCGAUUCAUGUAAUGACAAAGGAAUUAAUCUGGUUAGGGAUGACACUAGCUCAUCAUCUUCCACUGAACAUCGUCGAUCAUCUCCUUGUGAUGAUGGCGGAUUUUGUAUUUGGAAACCUAUCCAAACAUGGCAUCAUGAGACCCAAAAAGGGUCCAUUGGUCCUCAAGUUAGAAACUGGUCGGUCCGCUGUGAUUGAUGUUGGCACGGUUGGGUUAAUCAAGAAAGGCACCAUCAAAGUGCAAGGAAGGGUUACUAAAAUCAAAGGCAAAACUAUUGAAUUUCAAGGUGGGAAUGAAGCCUCCUUCGACGCAAUUGUGUUUGCAACUGGAUACAAAAGCACAGCAACCAUGUGGCUCAAGAAUUGUGAGAGCAUGUUGAAUAGCGAUGGCUUGCCAAAUAAGAAAUUCCCAAAUCACUGGAAAGGAGAAAAUGGGCUGUAUUGUGCUGGGUUGGCAAGGAUGGGGUUGGCCUGUAUUGCUAUGGAUGCCAAGAACAUCGCCAAUGACAUUAAGUCGAACCUAGACUCUAUGUCCAUGUCCGGCUAAAUUAGCUUAUAUGUUUCAUUUACUAAGAGAUGAGAGAAGAGUGUUAGGUAUUGGUAUUUUUACAACAUCCCCAUAAAGUUCGACCCGAUGUUGUAAUAUUUAGUUCAGGCAUGUCAGCGUGUCUGUGAUAUUGUAUUAUCUUUUAAAUGUCUUUGCAUUGUUAUAGUAAACAUUUAGUCAUGUACAGGUUUCCAAAUUUUACUAGACAUAUUGAUGUCUUUC